GCUGGCAGGUUGCGAUGGCGUCAUGGACGCGAGAGCCCAUUCCGCAUUUUGCGCGCUUCCGUGUCCAUGGAUCAAUACAAAACUGACAAGAUGCUGGCAAAGGCGCUGUAUGGCAAAGUCCUGCUGUGUACAGACAAGAAGACCAAGGACGUCGUUGUGAUCAAGCGCAUUCAACUCGACGCGGCCAAGAAGCGCAAAGCACUCGUCGGCGGCGUCAAAGUCGUGGAAGAUGCAGAGAUGGAAAAACGCGUGUAUCGAGCGCUGCGCGACGCAGGAGGGCAUCCCAAUGUUCUGCAAAUGUCCAAGGACUUUGUCGACGGUGGGUUUGACCACUUUGUCCUGGAACACUGCGUCCGCGGCGAAUUGUUCAUGGAACUUGAAGCUCAGCCGGACCAUCGACUCAGCGCGGCUCGCACCCAAGAAUGUUUCUCGCAGAUUGUCCACGGACUUGCCUUCAUGCACGAACAGGGAUUUGCCCACGGCGACCUGUCGCUGGAAAACGUGUUUGUGACCAAGAACGGCACGUGCAAACUCGGCGAUUUUGGACUUGCGUCCGACAUGAAAGCGCUCAAGCGCCAAUGCGCCGGCAAGUUCUUCUACAUGGCGCCUGAAAUGUACAUGGGCCUCGAGUACGAUCCCGCCGCCGCCGACGUCUGGAGCCUCGGCAUUGUGCUCUUCAUGAUGGUCACAGGAACGCCUCUCUUCGACCGUGCGACGCCCGCCGACGCUGGCUUCCGCUUCAUGAAGUCCAAAGGUCUGCGAGGCAUCUGCGACGAAUACGGCUUGAUCGUGUCGUCGGACGUAAUGGAGCUCCUGGAACAGAUGCUGCAAGUCCAACCGUGCGAUCGCUUGACUUUGGCACAAGUCCGCGACCAUAGCUUUGUCCUGGCCGCCGCCGCGGCCGAGGACAAACUCACGUCGCUCAUGCGGCAGUGCUCCAUCACGAGCGUUGUUGCAAGGGGAGCUUGAGCGCGCUUGUCGGCAUGUCAUGUUAGAACUUAGAACCUUAUCUUAUAAACUCCGCAAAUUUGUCGU
Aphanomyces invadans is the source of this 1035-nucleotide messenger RNA. RefSeq names its product CAMK/CAMKL protein kinase. Gene Ontology annotation, molecular function: protein kinase activity; ATP binding. The transcript has a single exon. Gene Ontology annotation, biological process: protein phosphorylation. Bases 67 to 969 code for a protein of 300 amino acids. The record is from RefSeq and is a predicted model, not a curated record. NCBI's taxonomy places the organism in Eukaryota, Oomycota, Saprolegniomycetes, Saprolegniales, Verrucalvaceae.